Molecule: messenger RNA, 521 nt
Organism: Rhopalosiphum maidis (corn leaf aphid)
Lineage: Eukaryota; Metazoa; Arthropoda; Insecta; Hemiptera; Aphididae
Product: cold and drought-regulated protein CORA-like
Exons: 2
Coding region: 107-397 (96 amino acids)
Source: RefSeq, a predicted model, not a curated record
UAAGAAACGUGCGCGGACCCUAUAUAAAUGACCACUUGUAAGUGCAGAGGUAUCAGUAUACAUCACAUUUUCAAAGACGAUUAUUCAGUAGGUAGUCUCAAGAAUCAUGAAAUCUUACACAGCGAUAUUAGCUUUGUGUUUUGUCGUUCUCGUAAUGACUCAACAAGCUACUUCAGAACCAGCUCCUGAACCACGCAAGAAUGGUGGUGGUGGAAAUCACCAUGGAUCUGGUGGAAAUUAUGGAAAUGGAAAUUACGGACAGGGACAUGGCGGACACGGUGGACAUGGUGGCCACGGACAUAAUACACACGGAAGUGGCGGACAUGGACAACACGGACACGGAGGUGGCGGACACGGACAUGGAGGUGGCGGACACGGACACGGAGGACAUCAUUAAGUUUAAAACAAUUUCAUUCUAAUCCAGUACAAUAAUAUAAGAAAAACUUUUUUUUUUUUUUGCUUAUCAAUUUAUGUAUCAUCUUUAAUGCAAAAUCCAAAUAAACAAUAAUUUCUCAUAGAAA